This is a messenger RNA of Hypoxylon trugodes, 2687 nucleotides long. RefSeq lists its product as uncharacterized. The coding region runs from base 464 to 2386 and encodes 640 amino acids. Gene Ontology annotation, molecular function: oxidoreductase activity. NCBI's taxonomy places the organism in Eukaryota, Fungi, Ascomycota, Sordariomycetes, Xylariales, Hypoxylaceae. The transcript has 2 exons. The record is from RefSeq and is a predicted model, not a curated record.
CGGUUAUUCCUCGGCCUUCCAAUGUUCAUAAGUGACCUAGCUCGAAGAUGUAACCCGUGGAGAUAAAACGAUCCAGCCUAUGAACAAGCGCACUUACGCCCUUAAUUACAUGGGCGAUUACUAAACACAUAUUCGGGAUUUGAAUGCCAAUUCCAUAGCAAGCCGCGCCCUUCCUGAUUUGUCAAUAACCCACCCGUAUGGGUUAAGAGUAGCCUUUAUAUAUUUCAUGCAAUGUAGAGCGUGAAUAAGCACCAAAUGGGGUCGCGGGUGAAUUAAGAGCCUAGUCGCCCGUGUAAGGGGUUUGAUGAUGAUACCUUUGCUGGUUUAAAUACGUGUUCGAUCUGAAACAUCAUCUAGUUAAUUUGGAUCGUUGGACUUGACGUCGCUUGCGAUAUACGAAACUGACUUACUUACCUUCUGUAAAACCUAUCAAUAAAGCGGUUAACGAUAUACUAUACCAACAAUGUCGACGUGGAUGAAAUCCGACCCAGACAAACCCCUCGACCCGAACGCCUAUCAUACCGGCGAACGAGCCGUUCAGAAACUUCUUCUACCAGCGCCGUUGUUGCAUAAUCCAACACAUCAUAGUCUACCGCCGCAUUUGGAACUGCGUGUUGCGCAGUCGCCGCUUGUGGCGUUUGGCACGUUGGAUGGGAGGGGUAGGCCUUGGGUUACGGUUUGGGGAGGGGAGGCUGGGUUUUGUAGUCCUGUGGCGAGGGAUGUGCUUGGUGUGAGGGCGGGUGUUGGGGAGGACCCGGUUGUUGAUGCGAUUUGGGGUGGUGAUGGAGGCUUGGAGGAUGGGGAUGAAGUUGUUGUUAAGCCUGAGGGUGGGAAGGUUAUGGCGGGUUUGUCGAUUGAUCUUGAGACUCGCGAUCGGGUUAAGCUUGCCGGGCGCAUGGUUGUGGGUGUUGCGUCGAGACGAGCUUUUGAUACGGAGAAGGGGAACGGCUUGGUGGAUUUGCAGCUUGCGAUGAGAGUCGAGGAAUCGCUUGGGAACUGCCCGAAGUACCUCAAUAAAAAACAUAUCGUCCCGCAUAUACCCUCACCCCAGCCCAUGAGCGUAGGAACUGGUAUGCCGCUGCCGAGGGAGGCGGUGGAUUUGAUUCAUAGGGCGGACUUGUUCUUUAUUGCGAGCAAGCAUAGUGGUCAUGCUGGUGCGCCGAGUACAAUGGAUGUGAAUCAUCGCGGUGGACCACGCGGGUUCAUGCGUGUACUUCAAAACGAGGCAAAGACUGGAACUACGUUACUUUAUCCUGAGUACUCGGGUAACCGUCUGUACCAGACGCUGGGGAAUCUGUAUGAUGACCCGUACGCUGGCAUCGUGGUACCGGACUUUGAAACCGGCGAUGUGUUAUAUGUGACCGGGCGGACAGCGAUACUGACUGGUGCUGAGGCGGGCGAGUUGAUGCCUCGCGCCAAGUUGGUAAUACGGAUUGACGUCGAGGAGGCUAGGUUUGUGAAGGAUGGCUUGCCAUUCAGGGGAGAAGUAAUCGAUUAUUCGCCAUACAACCCCGUGGUGAGAAAGCUAGCUUCUGAAAAUCAUGCUGGUAUUGCUGGUGACGGAGGCGAGGAUACAUUGACGGGAAGACUAGUCAGCCGAAAAAUAAUCACGCCAAAUAUCGCCAGAUACGUGUUCAAACUCAAAGAAGGGAAGAAGGCGAAGGAGUUCAAGCCGUGGCUCCCGGGUCACCAUGUCACGCUGGAUUUCUCAGCGGAGUUAGACGUAGGGUAUUCACACAUGCGGGAUGAUGACCCGCAGAGUCUGAACGAUGAUUUCGUCCGCACCUUUACUGUUAGUGGACCACCGCCAGACAUGGGCGCUGUCGGUGAACCGGAGUUUGAGAUUACAGUUAGAAGACAUGGUCCGGUUACACGACUGCUUGAGCGCUGGAAUAUGAGAGCACCCCUCGAAAUUCCGGUACUUGGAUUUGGUGGCGCUGAGGGGUUCAGAUUACCUACAGGAGGAGAUGCGAGCGGUGAGGACGUAAGUGUGUUCAUUGCUGCAGGCGUGGGGAUUACGCCUGUGAUGGCACAGGCUGAGGGCGUACUAAGGAGUAGCCGUGGGAAGGGGUUUAGACUGAUAUGGAGUCUAAAGGGCGAGGAUAUGCCUCUUGCAGUAGAUGUAUUAGAGAGGACAGUUGGGUUAGGGGAGGUAACUACACUCUUCGUUAGUAGUGGUAUGAGUGAAAAGGAGAAAACUUUGGCGGAUACGGUCAGAGGGUUGGGGACUAAAAUAGUAGAGAGAAGGAUAGAAAAGAAUGAUUUAUUGUCACAGGGAGAGAAGGGGAGAAGGAAGUUUUACUCCUGUACGGGUCCUGCGAUGACGAAGAUACUGCUAGAGUGGGCAGACGGUGAAGAUAUGCUCUAUGAGAGCUUUGAGUAUUGAUACUAUAACAACACUCUAGUCGAAGCUUCAUUGAGAUGGUUGAACGGGAUUGAAUAGGGCUCAAGAUAUUUGGGUACUUGUGUUGUUUCUAUGCCGCUUUCCUACUAAUUUUCGUCAAAUAUGUAAGUGGCUGCUGAGUGGCUUUGAUUUGAACCAAUGAGUAUAGUAUGGCUUACGUGUAAUUUCAGGGGUCUCGUGAGUAGUAUAGAAGCAUUUAGACUUAGAUGCUUAAUGUUAUAGACUCAAAAGUGAAAUUAGAAAUGACUUUUGUAUAAUAUUACACUCUAUAGUAUCAACUCUU